Messenger RNA from Dermochelys coriacea (leatherback sea turtle), 993 nucleotides. RefSeq names its product transmembrane protein 187 (gene TMEM187). Gene Ontology annotation, cellular component: transport vesicle. NCBI's taxonomy places the organism in Eukaryota, Metazoa, Chordata, Testudines, Dermochelyidae. The record is from RefSeq and is a predicted model, not a curated record.
UUUGGCACAACAGUGAUUAAGGCAACCGGGGGAGGGGACAGCAGCUCAGCCAAUGGCUGCACUGCCUUGGCCCGAGGCCGUGGAGGCGGCUGGGGGAUGCCAGGCUUGGCCAUGGGGCCCGAGAACCGUGCAGCACUCCUGCACGUAUGCGGGGCCAGUGUUCUGUGCCUGGCCGUGGUGGCCACUGGUGGCCUGGACAGGGUGGCUAUGGAGGUGGGGUACAGGCACUUCGCAGAGCCCCCUGUGCCCUAGCUGUCCCCCACCCUGGCCAUGCCCUGCAACUGGCUGGUGAACCUGGGCUAGUGGCGCUGGUUCCCCUGGGCUGGCUGCGGGCACCGCCGCUACCUGCAGGCCGUCUUUGCCCUGACCUACGCCCCCGUCCAGUGGGCCUGGCUCUGGACCCAGCACCCAUGGGCGGCUGUGCUGAACCGGGUCACACUGCCCAUCUUCGCCUGGGCUGGAUUCUGGUGCCAUUGCCUGGCACGGGGCUGGCAGCACGGCCAGGGGGCCUCGCUGCUGAGCUACAGGCUGGCGGUGGUCCACGCCCGUGGCUUCGAGGUGGCCCUGGCAGCCCACGGCAGGCGCAGUGGUACCGGGGGCUCGGCCUGGACCACAGCAGCCGGUUUUGCCGCCUGCCUGGGCUUUGUGCUGCUGAAGCUGGGAGCCGCCUGGCUGGCCCAGCGGGCCCCGUUCCAGCGACUCAAUGGCCACUUCUGGUCCAAGGUGUGUGACGUGCUGCAAUUCCACACGCCUGGGAAGGGGCCCCCCCGAGACCCCAGCCCACCCUGCCCCGCAGUCCCUUCCCUGCCGACAGCGCCCUGCCCGCCCCGCUCCUGGGGCCAGGACAGCAGGCCCCCUCCCCACGGCUGGGGUGCAGCAUCCAAGCAGAAUAAAGAGAUUUGCAUGGAAGAUUUCUGCACAUGCGUUACUGAAGGGGACGCGGUGCUGGGGGGGGAGGGGGGGGCUGUGCAGGGAGCAGGUCCUGGGGCUUAG